AUGUCACUGUCAUCUCUAUGAAGUACAACGCUAAAAAGAUCUGAGGGAAAAAGCGAGACCCAAGACACUUAUUAAGAAAUGUCCCAAGCUAAUUCAUUCCAAAGCAACGAUUGGGAGACCGAGUUUGAUGAGCUGAGGAACAUUCCUGAUGAAGUUUUGAGCGUGUACGAGGUGUAUGUGAAAGGCGACAGUCCGCAAGAUGAAAGGAGUAAUAUCUCGAGUAUGUCUGGCGUGUCGAGUGGAAGUGAUCAAUCGUUAGUUCAGGAAUUAGACACCGGCGAUAAAAAUGUUAUAAAAAUAUUCGGGAAGAAACUAGAUCCGCAGCCGUCUAAGAACAAGAUCCAAUCUGAAGAAAAUAUAGUAGAGUCUGUUGCUGUACCGCAAAUUUCGGCAAACGACUCUUCGACAUCGCGUCUGAUUGAUAAGGAUGAUCCACGAUCGCGGCUUCAUUUUGUAAAGUAUCUGAAACGGGAGGGCAAGACUCUUAAAAUAUGGGAGUGCGGUAUCUGCACCAAAGAAUUUCGGCACCAGUACACACUGAUGAGACACUUGCCGACUCAUACUGACGAGCGUAACUUCAAGUGCGAGGCUUGUGGAAAAGCUUUUCGUCAACUUUCCACUCUCAGCCAACACAAGGCUAUUCACAGCGACGCUAGACCUUAUGUAUGUGAUUUUUGUAAGAAAACUUUCAACAGGGUUUCCACGUUGAUAUCCCACAGAAAAACUCAUUCUGAGAAUAAACCGCACAAGUGUAAUGUUUGCGGCAAGGGAUUUCAUCAAAAAGGUAACCUGAGAAAUCACGUAUUUACGCACACGAACGAACGGCCUUACAAAUGUGAGCUGUGUAACAAGGGCUUCAACCAGAUGUCCAAUCUAGUCUGUCAUAAAGUUAAAUCGCACGCCCACGUCGAAAAAAUGCAAUACUCGUGCGGGAUCUGCGGGAAGGAGUUCCCCAAACGGUUCGCUUUGCGCUCACAUGAAGAAGCUAAGCACGGAAUAAAAUAUCGCAAUCCAUCGGCUUCCCAAUCUCGCGUAACCCAAUCCAAGAAGAACAUACGGAUCGUUGAACUUCCUAAUGAUAAUGAUAAUGAUAAUGAUAAUAACAACGAUUUUCUUGAGACCGGGGACAGUCUGACGGAAAAUGAUAAGGGCAAGAAGCUCACUGAGGGCAUUGACAAUAUUUUACUCGAUAAAAUAGAGACCAAGGCCAUGGAGAACACUAUUCUGAUGGGACAGAUGCCGUUUGCUUUGUACAAACCUGUCAAGGGGAUUCCUGUGUUGGUUAAAAUCAUUCCGGCUGGGCUUAGUCAUCAUAUGUUGAUCCCAGCAAGUGCCGAAGACUUACGAAUAAGCGGCAAGAUGAGUCCUUCCGUAAACUUAGACUUGGAAAACAAGUCAGUCCAAGUAAAAGUCCCGGUGGUAGCAACGGUAACCCAAAUAAUCGACGACUCAGGAAAUUCAACCUACAAAGUAGAGCCUCCUUCAGACUCGGAGCAAGAGCCAGCUCAAGGGGGAAUUCAAUUUGUCCGAGCGACCGAGGACGGCCGGUACGAAGUUAUGAGUAACAGCGAAGCACGCGACCUAAUGGAGCAGAAUUCGCACGACGUAACGAUACUGGAUGGCGCCGAGGCCGAGGCUAUUAACAUAUUCAACGCCAGGAACCCGUCCCAGGGUCAGAUUGCCGACGACGCUAUCGAUAACCAGAUAAUGGUGCUGGACGCCGGAGCGCCCCAGAAGCCGAUGCUCGUCGACGACAUUGAAAUUCACGACGACAAGGACAUCAGGAUCCUCGACUCCAAGAGCUUCGAUGAGCGCUUCGCUCCCGAGAUAGCCUUCUUUGGAGGUAACAAAUUAAAUGACUUUAUCCUCGGUAACAAGCCAAUGGGAUUCGACUCUGGAAUUUCUAUGAUCAACGCCGACGACGAUGAGUCCGAAGCCAGCUGGGAAGAAUGGUGGACCUACGAUGGUAUUUCCGGUCCAGCGUUCUGGGGUUUAAUAAAUCCGCAGUGGUCUCUGUGCAGCAAGGGCCGACGACAGAGUCCCAUCAACAUAGAGCCAGACAAGUUGCUCUUCGAUCCUCACUUGAGACCCGUCCAGGUCGACAAACACAAAGUCGCGGGGCAUCUCCACAAUACCGGACAAUUCUUGGUGUUCAAAGCGGACAAGGACGCUAAAACCAGGGUGAACAUAACCGGAGGACCUCUGGCGUAUCACUACCAGUUUGAAGAAAUCUACAUCCACUACGGGAUGACCAACGACCAGGGCUCGGAGCACCAGGUUAACAACUACGCUUUUCCAGCCGAGAUCCAGGUCUUCGGAUUCAAUGCGGAGUUGUAUCACAAUAUGAGUGAAGCGCAGCACAAAAGCCAAGGACUAGUUGCCAUUUCGCUGAUGGUCCAGCUCGGCGAUACCCCGAACCAGGAGCUACGAAUCAUAACCAGUGUCUUCAAUAGCGUGCAGUAUCGAUCCCAAAAAGCUCCCGUGGGUCAUCUUUCCCUGAAAGAACUGAUGCCGGCCACAGACGGAUACAUGACCUACGAGGGAAGCACCACGCACCCAGGCUGCUGGGAGACGACGGUCUGGGUGAUCGUCAACAAACCCAUAUAUAUGAGUGCUCAAGAGCUCUACGCAUUAAGAAGACUAAUGCAGGGCACCAAAGAAACCCCUAAAGCUCCUCUUGGAAACAACCGCAGGCCCAUUCAGCUGCUUCAUCACAGGACUAUCAGGACGAAUAUUGAUUUUCGGAAGGCGCCGGACGCUAAAUGUCCGUCAAUGGUUCCAACCACGCACUACAGAGAUGAAUUUUUCUUUGCAGCAAACACGUGGACCGACGGAACGAUAAGCCGGAAUUCUUUGUAAUAAAUAAAAAAAGAUAUCAAAAA
Messenger RNA from Cotesia glomerata, 2882 nucleotides. It is a transcript of the gene CARPA, whose product is annotated as carbonic anhydrase-related protein 10. Gene Ontology annotation, molecular function: carbonate dehydratase activity; RNA polymerase II cis-regulatory region sequence-specific DNA binding; zinc ion binding. Gene Ontology annotation, biological process: regulation of transcription by RNA polymerase II. Bases 79 to 2859 code for a protein of 926 amino acids. NCBI's taxonomy places the organism in Eukaryota, Metazoa, Arthropoda, Insecta, Hymenoptera, Braconidae. The transcript has 19 exons. The record is from RefSeq and is a predicted model, not a curated record.